This is a messenger RNA of Olea europaea var. sylvestris, 623 nucleotides long. RefSeq lists its product as uncharacterized. NCBI's taxonomy places the organism in Eukaryota, Viridiplantae, Streptophyta, Magnoliopsida, Lamiales, Oleaceae. The transcript has a single exon. The record is from RefSeq and is a predicted model, not a curated record. Bases 70 to 513 code for a protein of 147 amino acids.
AAUACUCAACUACCAGUUCCGCGCAUUCUUCUCUUCCAAGGAAAGAUCAAGAGUCAAUAGUAAACAGAAAUGUUGAACUGUUACUUUCAGUACGGUGUCGUGGCAUUCGUUGCGAUCUUCACAGUUAUCAGCCAAUCGGACGGCAGGGAGCUCCGUCCAUCGGACCACGGCUUAUCCUAUCAAGAUUCGUCACCGCCGAUGAAAGCAAACGGAACCGCAGAAAUGCUAUAUUUCUUCGGUGCAACGACAUCGUCGUCCUCCGCACCGCUGCCAAAGACCAAGAAUUUCAGCGAUCCGGCCACGUGGUGGAGCAAUCACAAGGUUGGGAGGUCGAGUGGUGAACACUUGAAGAGGUCAUUGCUUGUGGCCAGCUUAAUCUGUGGAUUAACCGGCGUCGCAUUGCUCUCCGUCGCCGGGAUUAUAUUUCUUCUUCGUCUCCGAAAGGAGAAUAAGAAAAAAUCAGCAUCCUCGUCAGCUCCAACUUCUGCGCCUAAUGCUUUGGCUCAUAAGUAGUAAGUAUUACUGUAUUAUUUAAACAAUUUUGAUUUAAUACUGAAGUGUUUGUUGUAUUCUCGUAAAUAUGUAAUCACUACACUUUAAAUUAUUUCCCCUUUGAUCACUGA